Messenger RNA from Cucumis sativus (cucumber), 1422 nucleotides. Its product is annotated as heat stress transcription factor C-1. Gene Ontology annotation, biological process: regulation of transcription by RNA polymerase II. Gene Ontology annotation, cellular component: nucleus. The record is from RefSeq and is a predicted model, not a curated record. The transcript has 2 exons. Bases 373 to 1248 code for a protein of 291 amino acids. NCBI's taxonomy places the organism in Eukaryota, Viridiplantae, Streptophyta, Magnoliopsida, Cucurbitales, Cucurbitaceae. Gene Ontology annotation, molecular function: RNA polymerase II cis-regulatory region sequence-specific DNA binding; DNA-binding transcription factor activity.
UUGUCAUUAUUAUUGUUUAAAGUAAAGAGUGAUUUUAUUUAAUGAAAAUAUCAAGGGGAUUAUAAACACAUAAGAUGCAAAAUAUCUUACGAGCCUACACAUUCAGAAGCAAUAGCCAAUAGAAAACACCAAAGCUUUACUCAAGUGGGUCCCCCUCUCUCACAUUUUUUGUUAUUAUUUAUUUUAAGUUUUUGACAGUCCAAAUAAUAUCAUACAACUGCCACGUUACCCCUUCCCGCUACAGUAUGCGCGUCCAUUAUUUAUUUACGGUGCCGCCUCAUCCUUCCAAAAAAAGAAAAAUCCCCCCUCCCCGCUACCAUUUUCAUUUCUUUUCUUCUCUUUCGAACAACAACAACACACACCUUUUAUGGGAUGGAACCCAACUCCGGUAACAACGACAUUGUUGCUCCUUUUGUUCUCAAAACUUAUCAAAUGGUCAACGAUCCCCUCACCGACCCUUUCAUCUCUUGGGGCUCUGCUAACAACAGCUUCAUCGUUCUUGACCCUCUCCAUUUCUCACAUACUCUCUUACCUGCUUUUUUCAAACAUAAUAAUUUCUCCAGCUUCGUUCGUCAACUCAAUACUUACGGGUUUCGGAAGGUAGAUCCAGAUAGAUGGGAAUUUGCAAACGAAUGGUUUCUACGAGGUCAAUUUCAGUUACUGAAAAACAUUGUGAGGAGAAAACAGAGUUGUAAUAAGUAUUUGGUUGGGGAUCAGAUGGGGGAUGAGGAAUUAGUCACUGAAAUUGGUAGACUGAGAAAAGAACAGAGGGCUCUGGAAGAACAACUUGAAGGGAUGAAGAAACGUCUUGAAACAACUGAGAAACGGCCACAACAGAUGAUGGCUUUUCUUCAUAAAGUGGUGGAAGACCCUGAAAUUCUUCCAAGGAUCAUGCUUCAUAAAGAUCCAACUCGGCUUCAAUUUGCAGAGAAGAAACGGCGGUUGAUGAUUUCGUCUUCUUCCUCUUCCCCUUCCACCACUACGCUGACGGAAGGAGAUGAAAUAGAAGAGGACAGUAAUAAUCAGCAGGAUUUCGGGCCUAAUUUAUCGUCGCCGGAGGUUUGUGGGCCUUGGUUUAUAGGGGAGGCGGAGGGUAAUUUGGGGAUUCCGAUUCCUACGGUGCAGGCGAUUGAUAUAGGGAUAAGUAGUAACGGCGGAGAGAGAAAGUAUUUGACGGAAAUGACAGUGGAGGAGACUUAUCCACCACCACCGCCUUAUCCAUUUUCUCUUUUCGGGUGUGGCUUUUAGUAAUUAAUUACCUUCACAAUUUUAUUUUUCUUUAUUAAUAGUUCCUUCUCACUUUUCCUUCUCUUUUUUCUCUUUUCUCUUUUUCCACUAUACAUUAUUUGUACAUACACCAUAUGUAAAUCUCCAAUUUAAUUCUUCAAAAAUAAUAAUAAUAAUAAGAUUACUUUUUAAUUA